AUGCCGGUGAAAACGAGCCGGCCAAACAAAUUAGAUGAGAAUCAGGCACUAGUGAAUCAGGGACAUAACCAGACGCAAAAAACCCCUUGUUCGCCGCAAGAUUAUCACAUAUCGUUGCUCGACAUGAAAAAGUCGCGACGAAACAGCCCGGGCAACCGCAGUCAGCGGUCGGCGCAUACUUCCGAUUCGUCGGACAAAAGCUACAUUACCAAACAGACGAGCGACGGGUCAAGACCGACACGGAAAAGAGCGAGCAAACCCAAGGUCCGAACAGGAUGUAUUAGUUGCAAAAGAAGACAUGUUAGUUCCGCUUUUGAACCUCAAACUCUCCAAAACGUCAACCCACACAUCGUAAAAUGCGACGAAGGAAAACCGUCUUGUGCGGAAUGCGAGCGCCUUGGACUCAUGUGCGAGGGUUACGCUCCGCCUAAAACUAAGAUUCCAGCAUCUCGGCCUGAGCGGUUACUGCUACCAAAGCCGAAAUUAGCUUGCUCAAUCGAGCCAUCUAACAAACAGACCAUGAUUCCGCCUCAAUCAACCAGCCAUCGACCACUGGCCUCAUCGAUACCCAGUUUCGGUUUUGAAUUGGAUGAGGAAGAUAAGUGGUACUUUUCCCUAUUUAGGGACCAGAUAUCUCACGAGCUCUCGCCAUACUAUCGAUCCGAGUUUUGGUGCCAGACUUCUCUACGAGACAGCAUGAUCAACAAAUGCGUUCAUCAUUCUAUUCUCAGUAUAGGCGCCUAUGGCCGUGCUCUCAUGGAUCUUCGCAAUGAAUACUCUGUCAACGGCAAGACGUCUCGGCCAUGGUGGCCGCCUUCGGUAUUAAACCGACACCACCAAGCGGCGCUUGUCCACCACGCUAAAGCGCUCUCGCACUUGCGGUCUACUAUUGGGUCCUAUGGCGUCGACAGUCGUUUGACAUUGGCGGCAACUCUGUUGUUUAUAGUCUUCGAGAAUAUGCAAGGCAAUUACCAUAGUUCCGGAAAUCUAAUCCGUAGCGGUAUAAAAGUCCUAACGAAUAUACGGGGCAGAGGCAGUGACUCUAGGUCUAUUCUACGGCGCCAGUGGCAUCGUUACAUGACAGCGCCACGAGAUGAGGUGGACGAAAUGACCAACAUGUUCGCAAGACACAGCGUCGCAUCUGCAUACAUACCGUUCUCUCACGGGAAAUUCGCGUACCACAUGCUUUUUACUGAAGAUGAAAGCGAUGACGUCGACCUUGGCCUGGCUAGUCCGUUUACCUUCACAGUCCCGCAGACUCUCGAGCAGGCAAGACAAAUAUGGGACUACUUGGCGGUGCAGCUUGCGAAUUUCCAGAGCAAAAUUGCAUGGCAUAACCUCAACCCAGACUUCGAAUUUGACGAGACGGUUGCUUUCCGAGAACAAGCAACGUACUUGGCGCUGCUGAAUGAUUUGGGAGUGGGCCUUGGCUCUUUGCUCUUUAGCACCACAGAUAACUACGAAAGCCAAGGACUUGAGCUUUUGAGAUUACAUCACUCCACGGCGGUCAUAGCCAUAUCAUGCUGCCUUGAUCCGACAGAGAUGAUGUACGACGAUUUUCUACCACAAUUUGAGGACGUCGUUCAACGUUGCCGAAUCUUCGCAGACUUCCCAAUGGACAGGUCCAUGAAGGUAGGAUUCACUAACGAAACCGGAAUGCUGCCUUUGUUGGCCUUUGUAGGUGCAAAGUGCCGGACAGCCGCAGUUCGGUCCGAAGCUGUGGAAUUGAUGAGGUGUUCCGACUGGCGCGAAGGGAACUGGGAUGGAUCUAGCUUGGCGAACGCCGUGACCGGCAUCAUGAGGCUAGAGGGACAAUUAGAGGUGUCGAAUUCCGGGUAUAUCGUCCCCGCCAAGGCUCGAUACACGUGGUCGAAUGUAUUUUGGGACUUUGAGAAGCAGGAAAUGCACGUUGAGUAUACUAAGAUACUCCCGGAUGCGUUUGGAGAUUUUGAGAAAGUGCGUUGUGUGAUGGGUGUUUGA
Molecule: messenger RNA, 1980 nt
Organism: Hypoxylon trugodes
Lineage: Eukaryota; Fungi; Ascomycota; Sordariomycetes; Xylariales; Hypoxylaceae
Exons: 3
Coding region: 1-1980 (659 amino acids)
Biological process (GO): regulation of DNA-templated transcription
Molecular function (GO): DNA-binding transcription factor activity, RNA polymerase II-specific; zinc ion binding
Source: RefSeq, a predicted model, not a curated record